GCUACCGGGGGUCGCGACAGAAGCCAACCCCCACCCCCCCCACCGUUGCCAUGUCGGCCGAAAACGCCGAGGGGCCGGCACGGGAUGGGCCGGAGGUGAAGAGCGUGGUGAGCCGCGUGGCCGAGCUGCCCCUGGUGAGCGGUGCCUGCGGGGCCGUGGCCACCGCGUACACGAGCACCAAGGAGCGACACCGCCGCGUCCGCUCCGUCUGCCACGCCACCGAGAAGGGGGUGAAGACACUGAUGACGGUGGCCCAGCCCCUCCUCACCCGGCUGGAGCCACAGAUCUCCACCGCCAACGAAUUCGCCUGCAAAGGGCUGGACAAGCUGGAGGAGAAGCUGCCCAUCCUGCAGCAGCCCCCUGAGAGGGUGGUGGCCAGGACCAGGGAGCUGGUGAGCGGGGCGGUGGCCAGGACGCUCAGCACCGUGCUGGGCACCCGCGUGGGGCGGCUGCUGCUCACGGGGGUGGACAGGGUGCUGGGGAAAUCGGAGCAGCUGGUGGGCAGGUACCUUCCCAGGACGGAGGAGGAGCUGGCAGCCACAGCAGGUGCACAGCGAGCCCCGGGCACAGAGGUGGCCCCAGCAGGCCUGGAGGUGGCCCCGGGCACAGAGGUGGCCCCAGCAGGCCCGGAGGUGGCCCCGGGCACAGAGGUGGCCCCAGCAGGCCCGGAGGUGGCCCCGCCGGAGCGGCAGAGGCGGUGGCAGAGCUGCUUCGUCCGCGUGGGCUCCCUGUCGGCCCAGCUGCGGCACCGGGCCCUGCGGCGCUCGCUGGGCGAGCUGCGGCGGGCCCGGCACAGUGCCCAGCAGCUGCUGGCACAGCUCCACCACCUCAUCCAGCUGAUCGAGGAGGGGCAGCAGGGCACCGACGGGCCCCGGCGCGGCACCCGCCAGCGUCUCCACCGCCUGUGGCUGGAGUGGAGCCAGCAGGAGGCUGUGCCCAUGGAGGAGAGCCAGGUGGAGGCUCGGGCCCUGGCCAUGCUCCAGGGGCUCCUGCAGCAGCUCCAGGGCGCCUGUGCCCGCCUGGCCUCGGGCGCCCGGGCCUUCCCCGGCAGCGUGCAGGAGACGGCGGGGCACGUCCGGCACGGCGUGGAGGGCGUCCAGGCCGCCCUGGCCCGCGCCCGCUCCUUCCACGACCUGUCGGAGCUGGUGCUGGCGCAGAGCCGGGACGGGGUGGCGCGGGCGCAGCUGGGCAUCGACGAGCUGCUGGAGCACGUGGGGCAGCACACGCCCCUGCCCUGGCUCGUGGGACCCUUCGCCCCGGCGCUGGUGGAGUACCCCGAGGACGCCCCGCUGGAGAUGGCCAAGUGGGAGGGCUGCGUCACCGUCGGGGGCACGCGCCGGGCGUCACAGCCGGUGUGCGGCCAGCACUGA
Messenger RNA from Empidonax traillii (willow flycatcher), 1370 nucleotides. Its product is annotated as perilipin-3-like. The coding region runs from base 51 to 1370 and encodes 439 amino acids. Gene Ontology annotation, cellular component: cytosol; lipid droplet. The transcript has 8 exons. NCBI's taxonomy places the organism in Eukaryota, Metazoa, Chordata, Aves, Passeriformes, Tyrannidae. Gene Ontology annotation, biological process: lipid storage; positive regulation of triglyceride storage. The record is from RefSeq and is a predicted model, not a curated record.